AAACCUGUUUUCACCUUGUCUGCUGCUUCAACGAGCUCACAUACCUUCAGACAGGAUACUGCAACAUUCUGAGUGUUUUUCUGUCUAAAAACCUCUGUUUCUAUAUAGAUUGCUGUAUUUCUUUUUAAAUAGCAGACAUGGGAGUGACAAUCUACAUGGCCAGUGUGAGCAGUUCUCUGGAGCUGAAGAAAAAUCAAGAAAGAAUCUUCUCUGUCCUGUCUUCGAAGAAGAUUCCCUUCAAAGCUGUAGAUAUUACUCAAAAGUCAGAAGACAAGGAUUUCAUGAGGAAGAAGUCAGGCAAUCCAAAAGCACUUCCCCCACAAAUAUUCAACGGAGAUGCAUACUGUGGAGACUUUGCUGCAUUCGAGCAAGCUAUUGAGAUGGAGAAACUAGAGCAGUUCCUCAAGCUGUAAAGGGAGUACUUAUCAGCAGCGUGGGACCCUCGGGAAUAUUUUAGUUGAAUUAGCUGCACAAACAAUUAUGAAAGAAUAUGUUUUCGCUUGCAUAUGUGGUAUAAGAUAUGCUUAAUUGCUUCAAGAUACUACCAAGAGGCAUAUGUGGUUUUUUGGGGUAGCAGCACAUUUUGGAAGUUUGAAAAAUUGAAAUAAAAUAUCUUUAAACUUUUUAA
Messenger RNA from Girardinichthys multiradiatus, 628 nucleotides. RefSeq lists its product as uncharacterized. Lineage: Eukaryota; Metazoa; Chordata; Actinopteri; Cyprinodontiformes; Goodeidae. The coding region runs from base 138 to 413 and encodes 91 amino acids. The record is from RefSeq and is a predicted model, not a curated record. The transcript has 3 exons. Gene Ontology annotation, cellular component: cytoplasm.